This is a messenger RNA of Maudiozyma barnettii, 2013 nucleotides long. RefSeq lists its product as uncharacterized. The record is from RefSeq and is a predicted model, not a curated record. NCBI's taxonomy places the organism in Eukaryota, Fungi, Ascomycota, Saccharomycetes, Saccharomycetales, Saccharomycetaceae. Bases 1 to 2013 code for a protein of 670 amino acids. The transcript has a single exon.
AUGCCUGACUUCGACUCUCUAAGAAGAUUCUACCGUGUACAUAAUGCCUGCAUUCAAUUACGCAAUGCAAUGAGCGUCAUCUAUGCUGACGGUCUCUCUAACAAGGAUCUGGGCCAUUUCCAGGAUGCUCCUACUUCUGACGAUAUGGUACAAGGGAUACUUGCCUCUCCUGCUACUUCGAUCGCUACUUACUUAAAAAAUGCUCAAGCUACCAUGGAUAUUGCUAAAAUUAUCGAAUAUUAUAGUUUUGACCCCGAUCAAACCGACCUUGAAGAAUAUACUUUUGGCAAACCUAUCCUGUUGAGUCAAGAGGCUGACUUCAAUGCUGGACAUGACGACACUAAAUUGAGUUCAUUGGGGAAGAACUGGUUAGUGUCCGUGACUUCGUUGGUCCUAUACGAACGGUUCCCAUUCGCAGAUGCUGUUUCGCUGGAUUUAUUACGCAACAGAAUCCUAGAGAGUGAUUGUUUUGAGAAUUUCAUGUCUAAUGGGAAUGGCCCAGACCGGAAAUUUCCUUCCUUUGAUGCAUACAUUGGUGCAUUGAUUGUCGAUAGAGCCUCGGGAUUCCAUUUGGAAGAAGUCAAGACGUAUAUACAAUCACUGAUUCAAGAGAAAGCAAAACUAUAUAGUCUGGAGAUGAUUAAUGGUUUGUAUCGUAAGAAUCCGAAAUUCCAAGUCAUGAAAUUAUUAGAAGGAAAUAAAUUAAAGGUUAAUCCAACUUUUAAUUGUAUUAGUGCAACUGGUAAAAAUAAAAAAACUACCAUCGAAAUUAAAUUGAAAAAUAUCUUGUUAGGAACAGGUUCUGGGCUAUUAAUAAGUGAUGCUGAACAAAAUGCCUCUAGGGAUGCAUUAGCUAGAAAGAUCUUAGAUCAAUAUUCAAUUCACAAGAAUAUUCCUGUUACUAAACCGGUAUCUAGUGAAUCGCGACAGAUGAAACCGGCUCUAUCUACAACUGCCACUGAUAAUAACGAUGGUCUACCCCCAUUACCAUUGAAGAUGCCAGAGUUACCUCCUCCUGUAAAGAAAGGUAAGGAAAUUAAACCACUAAAGCAAGUACAAGAAAUAUCUGAAAUUAUUCAGCAACGUAGAAACUCGAUUAAACCACCUGUCUCUGAAGUUGUUCAACAAAAUAGGAACUCUAUUAAACCUCCUGUGUCAAAAAGUAGUAAUGUCAUCAGACCUCAAACUCCACAAAAAAAGUGUACACCUGGUUCGUUAGAUCCAUCUAAGAACCCACAAACUGGUAGAGGCUCUAAUAACGGUAGUGCGAACAGUAGUAGAUGGAGUAGCAGGCAAUCCUCUGUUUCAGGUGACAGUCAAAAAAACAGAAGAAAGAUGGGUAUUAAGGGUCUUCGUGAAAAGGAUAAGUAUACUCUGAAAUUGGAAGAACGUGCCAAGGAAAUGUUGCUAGAUAAUGCACCAAGGGUAAAUACUGAUUUAUCAGUAGAUGGACCCCCAUCCUUUGAUGACGAUAGUGAUGAAGAGAGAGAAACUGUGCGUAGAAAUAGUAUCAUCAAUAUUAGACGUUCCAGUGUUCUAAGUGUUCAAAAGUAUCCUGCACGUAGACCUUCGAUGCCUCAUCCUUGGGAGAAUGAUUCAAUAUCCUUAGCAAGACCUUUAAGUGCAAGGUUUGAAGUUGGUACUUCAACUAGGCCUGCAGAAUUAAUCUUGGAAGGAAGAAAAGUAGAGAAACCUGUUGCUGAAGUUUCAAAACCUGCUUCCACUGUCGGUACUGAAGUACUUAUUACUCCAGCAGCAACUCCUGUUAAUAAAGCAACUACAACAAUUACUUCUGAUACUAUUGACAAAGAUGCUAAGAAUAAAUUGAAUAUAUUAUACUCUAAGCAAGGUAAUGAUGUCCCUACUUACUUCACAAGAUUUUUGGGGCCUGGUAAGUUUCACACAAUUUGUAGACUGAAGAACAAUCCUGAUAUUAUACUUGCUGAAGCAGAUGGUAAAUCAAAGGAAGUUUCCCAGCUAAUGGCAGCUUCUAUUGCUGUUGCUUCCUUAUAA